AGGAAGAAAAGCCUCAUCCUGACUCUCCCCACUUGUGUUGCGUAUCGCGCCGUUUGCAGCGGAGCUUCUGGCUGCAGAUCCGGCUGGAUGUGUGUCGCACUGGAGACAGAAAACACACACUCCUGCCAUUAAAACAACUGCAUGUGUGUGUGUGUGUUAGUCAUGAUUUAUCCACCUGAGCCGGGCAUGUAGUUGGCCGGGUUCGUGGGCGUGGGGACGCACGGAGGAAGCAGCUUGUCUUAUAGUUUGUCGUGGGAAUAUUGUUGAACUAAAACUUCACCAGUGACUGCAGGAGCUGCGCAGCUGGAAGCGCACGUUUAUUAUUUUUGCUCCAGUUUGUCUCAUUCACCAGUUUUCUUCACACCGGGAUGUACAUUUGGGAACUUUUAUCCGCCGUUGACGCAGAGGGUUUAUUUUCUAACUUUUGAUACCUUUUUCUGGGGGAAUACAGACAGAAAACACGGCAGUUCAGCGGACUCAGCGGCGCGUGCAUAAGGAGAGGAGAGUGAGGAGGUUCCACAGGCCUGAACACUGAACAGGAGAUCGAGGUGGUUGUCGUCAUCAGAGAUCAACAGGCCCCAACAGUAAACAGGUGACCAGCUCUCCUUAACGCCAAUCAAGAGGAACCUUUUCUCGGGGACCAUAGAGAGCGUGGGGAGACAUGAUGGAGCGGUGGUGGGCGUGGCAGUUCGCCCUGGUUGCCCUGGCGACCGUUUACCUCAUCCCCUCCUACGGUAAAAAGGCAGACUUCUCCUCCGACAUGCUGAUCAACAACGUGGUGUCGGACCCGCGGACGGGCCGGCUCUACGUGGGCGCCGUCAACAACCUCUACCAGCUGAACCAGGACCUGGAGGUGGAGUCCCGCACCGAGACGGGCCCCAAGAGGGACAACCGGCAGUGCACGCCGCCCGUCACUGACGCCUGCGAGGAGGCCGAGGACACGGACAACCACAACAAGCUGCUGCUGGUGCACGAAGCCAAGGACGUGCUGGUGGUGUGCGGCAGCGUCUUCAGAGGAAUCUGCUCGCUGAGGAACCUGAGCAACGUGGAGCAGCUGCUCUACUUCAGCGACACCAAGGGAGAGAAGUCGUACGUGGCGAGCGCCGAGGAGGGCGUCUCCGUGGUGGGAGUGAUGUCAUACUUCACCAAAGACAGAGACAACUUCACCGUCUUCCUGGUCGGUAAAGGCUACGGCAGCCACGACAGCACCAAGCUGAUCUCCACCCGGAUCCUGCAGGACUACGGGGACUGGGUGGUGUUCGACAGCAUCAUCGAGGCGUCGGCGGUGCAGGCCAACCCCUUCGUGCUGCGCUACCUGCACGACUUCCGCUUCGCCUUCAAGGACGGCGGCUUCGUCUACUUCCUGUUCUCGCGGACGCUGGGGGUCCAGGACACCAAGAACUACACCUUCAUCUCCAGGAUGUGCGAGGACGACCAGGGCUACUACUCCUACACCGAGCUGCAGCUCAACUGCAGCGACAGCAACAAGUACAACAAGGCUCAGGCUGCUUAUGUGACGACACCAGGAGAAGUUCUGGCUGAGUCUAUGACCAACUCUGGGAAGUAUGGACCAGUUUCAGCCCAUGACAAAGUGCUGUUUGUCACCUUCACUUCUGAUGAAGACCCGACUUCUUCAGCCAUGUGCAUGUACCCUCUGCAGUCUAUUAAUAAGCGGCUGGUGGAGAUAAUAGGAGCCUGUUACAGCUACAACGGCAUCAUUAACGAGAAGGCGGCCGUCUACUCGCCGUACUCCUCCAAGUCUGAGGAUCUGUGCAGCAGCAGUAAUCAGAACAACAUGGCCCUGAGAUACAAGUGUGGAGCCGAGUUCCUGCCGUCCCCACUGGCCAGUAAGGCUGAUUUUGCCUUGAUGUCUGAGGCCUCAUUGGCCCGUAAAGGUCACAUGACCGCCGUGGCUGUGGCGGUGGAGAUGGGGCACGCUGUGGCGUUCCUGGGCACCGCCACCGGAGAGGUGCUGAAGGUUCACCUGUCGGCUCCUCCGGAGGUUUACGGCCGAGUGCCGGGCGAAGCCAACGGAGACAAGGUCAACAAGAACCUGCUGUUCGAUUCCCAGCUCCAACACCUGUACAUCACCACGGAGAAAAAGAUCACCAAGGUCCCGGUGCAGGCCUGCCACCUGAAGACAGACUGUCAGUCCUGCAUGUCCAUGAAGGAUCCGUACUGUGGCUGGUGUGUCCUGGAGGGGAAGUGCACCAGGAAGAAGGAGUGCAGCAGGUGGAGGGAGGCCAACACCUGGCUGUGGUCGCCUGAUCAGAAGUGUGUGGAGAUCGAGGCGUUCGACCCUCCGAACCUGAGCUGCAGGAAGACCCAGCAGGUGGACAUCAGCAUCCCGUCGCUGCCCGUGCUCCGGAGCUCCGACCGGCUGCAGUGUGAGUUCGGAGACUUCGUCAGCAACGCCGUGGUCGACUUCGUCAACGGUCAGCUGCAGGUCACCUGCUCGCUGCCCGACCCCGGGGACAUCCCACACACCCAGGACCAGCAGGACUUCGUGUCGGUCCCGGUCAAAGUUCUGGUGAACGACAAGAUCCAGGUGACGUCAGGAGAAUAUCACUUCUACAACUGUGCUGCUACAGUCAGGAAGAACCAGAACUCACCGUGUAUAGCGUGUGUGACCAGUGCGUGGGGCUGUCAGUGGAACGCUCAGGACCACAGCUGCAGCGACAACGACAACACCGUCAGUGAACACAUCAUCAAACCACAACAGGCGGGCAGCUGUCCUCAGUUUGAGUCUCCGGAGCCUCAGAUGAUCCCUGUCGGCUUCCAGAUCCCCAUCAGCUUCCAGGGCAGAAACCUGGACAGCUACAUGGGUCAGAGGUUCUCCAUCGGGACGGAGCUGAUGAAGGACACGGAGGUGACGGUCACACAGGAGCAGGGGUCAAAGUUCAAGUUCACCGGUUAUGAGUUUGCCUAUGACAAGCAGCAGGAGGUGAACGUAUCCUUCCAUAUCAAAGACAGAGACACUGAGAGGAAGAUUGACAGCACCCUGACAGUCGUGCUGUAUAACUGCUCCGUGGGAAGAGAAGACUGCAGUCUGUGCAAACACGCCGCCGCCAUGUACCAGUGUGUCUGGUGCUCGGCCUCACGCACCUGCGUUUACCGGGAACUCUGCCCGUCGGAGCAGCCGGCUCAGUGCCCCGACCCGGAAAUCACAGACAUCGUCCCUCGCUUCGGCCCUCUGAACGGGCGGAUCUCAGUGACCAUCAAAGGCUCCAACAUGGGGAUAAAGAAGGAGGACAUCAAGAAGAUCACAGUGGCCGGAGUGGACUGUGUCCACCAGGCGGACAGAUACUCCGUCUCCACCAGUGUUGUGUGUGAGAUCGGUCCAGCGAGGCGUCGUCCCCCGUCCGACCUCCCGUUUGAACCGUCCCACAGUGGAGCCGUGGAGAUAGAAGUCGAGGGAGGAAGAAGUGGGAAGUCUCACGUCAUUUUCACCUAUCGGGACCCCAAACCGAAGUUCGUGAGCCCGGUGAAGGGUCCAGCAGCCGGAGGAACCGUGAUCACGAUCUCAGGAGAAGACCUGGACACGGCGAGUAAAGAGGACGUGGCGGUCUCAGUGGGCGGAGUCCCCUGUGAAGUCCUGAAGUUCGGCUCAAAGAUCACCUGUAAGACGGGGAAGUACAGCGGGCAGAGAGUUCCCUCGGAGGCGUUACCGGUGACGGUGAGAUACGGCAGAAACACAACUAAAGACGUCCCCGCGGCGUACCAGUACUCUGAAAACCCCAAGAUCACUGAUUAUAACCCCAAAGGAAGCUUCUUAUGCGGUGGUCGGAGGAUCGUGGUGACAGGAAGUGGUUUUGAUCUGAUCCAGAGCGCCACGAUGAAAGUCACGCCCUCCGAGAACGAGUUCUCACAGAACACCUCACCUGUGGAGUUUGUGCAGCAGGCUCUGAGUAAGAACGACACGGUGCUGCAGUUCGACUCUCCGCCCGUCCACAACACGACGGUGGACGUCCCGUCUCUGAGGACGUUUCUGUUGCUGGACAACGCCAAAGAGGAGCUGAAGAGCUUCGACUACCACCCCGACCCCACCUUCAACAAGCUCAACAAGAACGUCAUCACCGAGACCAGCAUCAUCAUCGUCACCGGUCGAGGUUUCUCCAAGGCCAUGACGGCUAAAGAGGCUCAGGCGUUCGUCGGAGACGCUUUGUGUCACGUCAACAUCCUGCAGGAUGAUAAACUGAUCCUGGAGGCUCCGUCCUCUCAGCCCAGAUCCAGAUCCAAACGCCAGCGCAGAGACACCACCAACGACCUGCUGGACCUCAUGGUGAAGUUCGGUCACGGCGAGUGGACGGUGGGUUCGGUUUAUUACGCCAGGAAGGACGACAUCCCUCUGGCCAUCAUCAUCCCCGCCGUCAUCGUCCCCAUGCUGCUCUUCAUCGCCAUCUCCGUCUACUGCUACAGGAGGAAGAGUCAGCAGGCGGAGCGAGAGUAUGAGAAGGUGAAACACCAGCUGGAGAAUCUGGAGGAGAGCGUUCGAGAUCGCUGCAAGAAAGAGUUCACAGAUCUGAUGAUUGAGAUGGAGGACCACACCAGCGACCUGAGCGAGGCCCGGAUCCCCUUCCUGGAUUAUAAAACCUACACGGACCGGACCUUCUUCCUGCCCUCCAAGGACGGCGCCAACGACACCAUGAUCACAGGGAAGAUCCAGAUCCCCGAGGCCCGCAAGGCCAUCGUGGCCCAGGCCCUCAACCAGUUCUCCAACCUGCUCAACAGCAAGACCUUCCUCAUCAACUUCAUCCACACGCUGGAGAGCCGUCCGGACUUUAACGCCCGCACGCGGAGCUACUUCGCCUCGCUGCUGACGGUGGCGCUGCACGGGAAGCUGGAGUAUUACACCGACAUCAUGAGGACGCUGCUGCUGGAGCUGAUGGACGAACACGUGCAGAACAAGAACCCCAAACUGAUGCUGAGGAGGUCAGAGACGGUGGUAGAGAGGAUGCUCUGUAAUUGGAUGUCCAUCUGUAUCUAUCAGUUCCUCAGGGACACAGCAGGAGAGCCUCUGUAUAAACUGUUCAAGGCGUUGAAGCACCAGGUGGAGAAAGGACCGGUGGACGCCAAGGUGAAGAAAGCCAAAUACACCCUGAACGACACGGGGCUGCUGGGAGACGACGUGGAGUACUCUGUGCUGACUCUGCAGGUGUUGGUGCACGGCGAGGGGCCUGACGUGACGCCGGUCAAGGUCCUGAACUGCGACACAAUCUCACAGGUGAAAGAGAAGAUCAUCGAUCAGGUGUACAGGAACCUGCCGUACUCCCAGAGACCCGAGGUGGAGAGUGUUGCUCUGGAGUGGCGUCCCGGCUCCACGGGUCAGAUCCUGUCCGACCUGGACCUCACCUCACAGAAGGAGGGACGCUGGAAGAGACUCAACACUCUGGCUCAUUACAACGUUCGAGAUAACGCCACGUUGGUUCUGUCCAGAGUUCUGCACACACAGUCCUUCCACCAGCACCAAGACAGCUACGAAGAGAAGAACGCGCUGCUGGAGGACGACAACACCUUCCACCUGGUCCGGCCGGCGGAUGAGAUCGACGAGGUGAAGUCGAAGCGCGGCAGCAUGAAGGACAAGGCCAUGACCAAAGCCAUCACCGAGAUCUACCUGACCAGGCUGCUGUCCGUCAAGGGCACGCUGCAGCAGUUUGUGGACGAUUUCUUCCGCAGCGUGUUGUGUUCGAGCUCCGUCGUUCCUCCGGCCGUCAAAUACUUCUUUGACUUCCUGGACGAGCAGGCGCUGAGACACGACAACGUGGACGAGGAGACGCUGCACAUCUGGAAGACCAACAGUUUGCCUCUGAGGUUCUGGGUGAACAUCUUGAGGAACCCUCACUUCAUCUUCGACGUUCACGUGACGGAGGUGGUGGACGCGUCGCUGCACGUCAUCGCUCAGACCUUCAUGGACGCCUGCACCAAGACGGAGCACAAGCUCAGCAGAGAGUCUCCCAGCAACAAGCUGCUCUAUGCAAAAGAGAUUUCCACGUACAAGAAGAUGGUGGAUGAUUACUAUAAAGGCAUCAGACAGAUGAUUCCCGUCAGCGACCAGGACAUGAACACACACCUCGCUGAGGUGUCCCGGCAACACACAGACAAGCUGAACACCCAGUUGGCCUUACAUCAGCUGUACCAGUACGCCAGCAAGUACUACGAUGUGAUCAUCCAGUCGCUGGACGAGGACCCGGCAGCCCAGAACAAGCAGCUCACGCUCCGCCUCCAACAGAUCGCCGCCGCCCUGGAGAACAAGGUCACCGACCUUUGACCUCUGACCUCACGGAGGGGGCGGGGAGGAGGGGGGGGAGCAGCAGCAGCUAACGGCUACUAAAAAACCACGGGAUGUUGUUUUCCAUUAGAGGACUCAGAGGAGGACGAGCUCACGGACUCUACCGAAUGUUUGACCAUAUAAGGACUUGAAGUGGGCGGGGCUAGUGGAGGCCACAGGAAGCUGUUGACCAUAUAAGGACUGAAGGAGGGAGGGGAGGAGUUAUUGGACUCCAAAUGAAGUUAAAAUGUGCCCAGAGUGGUGGAAACUGAAGCGAACUUCCACUUGAAACGGAAACGGUGAAACGGCUGCAGAUUUGGUGAAAACAAAGGGUUAUUUUUUUAAAAAGGCGCUCAGUGUGUGUGACCCUGGGACCGAGCUGUUACUGUGUUUGGCUUCUCUACAACACUAGUUUUAAUUUUGCCAUGUAGGGACUGAGAGAGAAAAACACAAGGAAUGAAGAUUUUUUUUUUUUUUUUUAAUUGAAGAAUCAAAGUGAAGUUCUGAGACAUUACCAAAUAUUUACUUUUUGCUACUCGGCCCUUUUUUUUCUUUAAUUUUGUCGUUUUAUUGGAGGUUCAGCUGCUUCCGGAUGCUUCGUAACCACUUUUUUUUUUUGCAUCGUUUCACAGCGAAGUCGACGAACUGUGGAUGUUUCCUCUCAUGCUUGAUCAGAAGUCAGUUUUUCUGUCGCCGUAACAAGAAAAUCUGAUCUCGUUUCAGCUUUUGGGUGAACUUUUCUUUCAAAAUAAAAAUAAUCAACCAAUGAAAACCCACUACGGUACGCACCACUGGCCAAUCAGGAGGCUCGGCUUGUCUGCAGGAGAGUAAAUUCAGGGUACGACGUCCAAAAAUCACACCGAAAACAUUUUAACUUUUCUUAUGUCGUGGCCAAAUGUGUUUUUUCAUAUCGGAUUGUGUGUUUCUACGCAGACGACACUGUGCUGUCGACUCCAAUCUGUUUAGUUUUUAGUAUUAAUCUUCUGGCUUUUUGCAUUUCCAUAUACAACCAUGAGAAUCUUUCCAAUGGACUGAGACAGUGCCACUUUUAUUUUGUAAAGUGUUAAUCAGGGUGGUCCAUGAUGUCAUAUCCUGUGUGUGAGUAAGUGUGUGAGUGUGUCUAAUAGUUAUAUCAACACCACUUUGUUGCCAAGGUUACCAGCUUGUUUUUACUGUCUGUAAAAAAAAAAAAUUCCUGACUGCCUGACAACAGCCAAACACCUUUUAUUCAGUGUGAUUUUUUUUUUUUUUUAAUGAUCUGUAUUAUUUCACUUCUUUUGCAAUACUCCCUUCAUAUAAAAUGCUGCGUUUCUUUCUGCACACGUUAGAAAAUGAGUCUUCUGAAGACAAGGUACGCCACGAAUCCUUCAAAAAGGCUUCAAAUAAAUCGAAAAAUCAAGGUGGUAAA
This is a messenger RNA of Centropristis striata (black sea bass), 7676 nucleotides long. RefSeq names its product plexin b2a, tandem duplicate 1 (gene plxnb2a.1). Gene Ontology annotation, molecular function: semaphorin receptor activity; protein binding. Lineage: Eukaryota; Metazoa; Chordata; Actinopteri; Perciformes; Serranidae. The transcript is spliced from 44 exons. The record is from RefSeq and is a predicted model, not a curated record. Bases 662 to 6268 code for a protein of 1868 amino acids. Gene Ontology annotation, cellular component: semaphorin receptor complex. Gene Ontology annotation, biological process: regulation of GTPase activity; semaphorin-plexin signaling pathway involved in axon guidance; negative regulation of cell adhesion.